GUGCACAUUGUAGCGUCUGAGGGAGUGACUCACGCAUGCGUACCAUAGCACUCUGCUCCUGUCUGCUGAAAAACAAAGGCAGUGAGCCGUGGCUGGAGGAUGUCAUCAGUCAUCGUUAAUGGAGGAAAACAGACUUCUUGAAAAAAUCAAUAGUGCUUUUAUCUGAGCGGAGACGCAGGAGAACUCUUCCUAUUGUUUUUGUUCCUAAAGUGUGAGAGCAAGACUCGGCAUCUCUCACAAGAAAGUACCAAAUAGGAGAAUCCACAGGUUCCUCCUCCUCCUCCUCUUCGUCAUACCUCCUUUCUCCCGUUUUUAGCUGAACCUGGACUGAAUGACAUCGUUUGUGAUCGAAGGAACUGUUGCUUGCCUCUCGUCCUACACUUGUUUAUUUAACACGGGCGGAAGCAGCGAUGUAGGUUGUGUUUGGUCAGAUGACGGACUGUGAGCUCGGGAUUCGUGGGAGAGUCGAACGUGAUAUUUCCAUGCACUUUUUUUCACUUUAAAGAUUUGAUUUUGUAGCUGUAAACGGUGCCUCCGCUCACAGCAGACCGUCGGCGGAGGAUUUCUUUAUAAAAGACCAGGAGGGAAGUGAACCCACCGAGGAGAGGCGCUGUCCGUGGUUCUGAAGUUCCAGGCCUACUCUCAGAGGACGUUUUCUUUGCAAAAGGCAGCGGUGCAACAUUAUCCACCAGCAGCUACACACAGGGCCUACUAUGGUAACUCAAGCCAGGGUACAUCUGUUCACUUUGGUCCUUUUACUACUUGUCCAGGGUUGUCAGCCGGUGUGUGUCGAUGCAACAUCGGAGACUGAGGCGGUCCUGGGGAAGCCCAUGAUGUUGACCUGCAUCUCCUGUUUGAAGAGGGAGGAAGUCAAAGUGAAGACACGUGUGGAUUGGUACUACAGGCCAAGAGCCGAAAAGGACACCCCAAAAAUCCAUAUUUACAUGUAUAAAAAUGACACACCCAUGGAGCCGGAUGGACCAUUUAAGGACCGUCUGACCUGGAUCGGGAGUCAGGACUUGCAGGACGUCUCCAUUAAAAUCCGUAAAGUCACCUACAACGACAGUGGGCUCUACGAGUGCCACGUGUUCCGCUUGUUUGAGUUCAAGUUCUUCUCGCCAACUGAGUACAUCGUGAAGAACAUCACGCUGAAGGUGAAAGAGAAAGCCAGUGACGAUCCCACAGCCUUCUACUCUGAGAUCAUGAUGUAUGUGCUGCUGGUAUUCUUGACCUUCUGGCUGCUGGUAGAAAUGGUCUACUGCUACAGGAAGAUCUCCAAGUCUGAUGAGCAGGCGCAGGACACGGCGACCAACUACCUAGCCGUUCCCUCUGAGCAGAAAGACAAUGCAGCUGCCCCCGUUACCGAAUAAAAGCCAUUGUCGCUGACACGGUACUAACCAAUCACAGUGGGACUUCUGGGUCAUGUGACAACAAGAAAAGAAACGUGUUCCACCACCAAAUCAAUGCCACUGUGAUGGUUGACUAACUGCCAUUAGAAUCCUGGGCUUGGAACUGCCUCCAUCCAUCCUUUAUAUUUAGUCACUGCCAGAUGCAUUAACACAAACCACCACCACUGUAAACACCCUCCUGCCCCCAACAACACCAGGCUCUUCUAACCUUCCUUUUCUCUUUGCUUCACCUCAGCUGCCGGUGUUUUCCUGAUUGUUUUCUCUGUGAUUCUUAACGUCUUCAGUCAAACGUGACCCUUAAUGAAAAAUCAGGUCUGUUACUGUGUCGUUUCUGUUUACCAAGCUGAGAUAUGGGUUCGCAGCUUUGAUUUGCACUGACCAACCUCUUUUUUUUAAUGUCCUUCAUUUUUUAAAGUAGUGGGUGGAGCUUUUCUACUGUAUGGAUGUGCAAUUCUGCCACUGGAUGUCAUAGAAACAGACCUUUAUUAACCUGUGUCAGCUUCAACUUUCUGCCUAAUUAACGUCUUUUAGCCUUUACGACGUUCGUCCAUGUGCCGCACACACGUUACUGACCACUCUGUAGUUUAGCCUCACUGCCUAUUGUUCCUCUCACAUGUACCCUGCUGCUGUGGUACGACAGCAGACGGUCCAGAGAGAACUCCUGUGCCUAUUUUCUACCCUACAGAACUGUAGACCUGUAUAUCUCUGUGACUGAACCCUGACUGUGCUGUUCUGUCAUUCUCCUGUGUGACUGAGCUACUUUUGAACUAUUAAAUUAUAAUAUUAAAUACAAAGCAUUCCACGGCCCACGGUGUCGUCACUUCA
Messenger RNA from Cynoglossus semilaevis (tongue sole), 2234 nucleotides. It is a transcript of the gene scn3b, whose product is annotated as sodium channel, voltage-gated, type III, beta. The transcript is spliced from 6 exons. Gene Ontology annotation, cellular component: voltage-gated sodium channel complex. Gene Ontology annotation, biological process: sodium ion transport; regulation of sodium ion transmembrane transporter activity; ventricular cardiac muscle cell action potential. The record is from RefSeq and is a predicted model, not a curated record. Gene Ontology annotation, molecular function: sodium channel inhibitor activity; transmembrane transporter binding. Bases 714 to 1370 code for a protein of 218 amino acids. NCBI's taxonomy places the organism in Eukaryota, Metazoa, Chordata, Actinopteri, Pleuronectiformes, Cynoglossidae.